This is a messenger RNA of Populus trichocarpa (black cottonwood), 2020 nucleotides long. RefSeq names its product probable WRKY transcription factor 33. The coding region runs from base 28 to 1767 and encodes 579 amino acids. Gene Ontology annotation, molecular function: DNA-binding transcription factor activity; sequence-specific DNA binding. The transcript has 5 exons. Gene Ontology annotation, biological process: regulation of DNA-templated transcription. The record is from RefSeq and is a predicted model, not a curated record. NCBI's taxonomy places the organism in Eukaryota, Viridiplantae, Streptophyta, Magnoliopsida, Malpighiales, Salicaceae.
UUAACCUCUCUAAGACUUUCAAACUUCAUGGCAUCUUCAGCUUCUGCGAGCAUAUCAAAUUCUAUGAAUUCUCCAUCAAACUUUUCUUUCUCGACCCAGUUUAUGACUUCUUCUUCCUCUCCUUCUUCUUUUACUAAUCUUCUUUCUAGUAAUAACAAAGACAUGGACAACCUUAGCUGGGGACUUUAUGACCAUGGAACGAAUGAUAGAAUUGGUAUUGAAAUCCCAAACUAUAAGUCAUUUCAACCCUUUUCUCCUCCCCCAGUUUCUCCUUCUUCUUACUUUGCCAUUCCUCCUGGUUUAAGCCCAACUGAGCUCUUGGACUCACCUGUGCUUUUCCCUACUUCUAAUGGUCUUGCAUCUCCUACAACUGGGGCUUUUGCUGGUCAAACCUUCAACUGGAGGGGUAAUUCUAAUGACAAUCAGCAAGGUGUUAGUGGAGAAGAGAAAAACUACAGUGAUUUCUCUUUCCCAACCCAGACAAGGCCUCCUGCAAUUUCAUCAUCCUUCUUUCAAUCCUCUUCAAACAGUGUUACAGUGGAGAAAUCCCUGAAAAGGAAACAAGAAGAAUGGAACUUUGACCAAUUAAAGCAAACUGACUUUUCAUCAGAUCAGAAAACAGGAGUAAAAUCAGAAUUUGCACCAGAGCAGAGUUUCUCCUCGGAGUUGGUGCCACUCCAAGCUAACAUGCAAAGUGUUAACACUGCUGCUCAACCAAGUUUCAACCAAUACAAUCAAUCAGCUCAUUAUAUGAGAGAGAAUAAAAGGUCUGAUGAUGGAUACAACUGGAGAAAAUAUGGACAAAAGCAAGUGAAAGGGAGUGAGAAUCCAAGGAGUUAUUACAAGUGCACAUAUCCGAAUUGCCCAACAAAGAAAAAGGUGGAGAGAUCUUUGGAUGGACAGAUUACUGAAAUAGUUUAUAAAGGAAGUCACAACCAUCCCAAGCUUCAAUCCAGCAGAAGAUCAUCCUCUCAAUUAGUUCAGCCUUCUGGAGGUGCCAGCUCAGAAAUCUCUGAUCAAUCAAUCGCACCAAUAGAGUCUAGCAUGAUGCAGGAGGACUCUUCGAUUUCGCUUGGGGAGGAUGAAUUUGACCAAAGUUCAUCAAUGAAUUCAGGAGAAGAGGACAAUGCAAAUGAACCCGAUGCCAAAAGAUGGCAGGGACAGAACGAAAACGAGAGUAUUUUAGGUGCUGGGAGCAGGACUGUUAGAGAACCUAGAAUUGUGGUUCAAACAACAAGUGACAUUGACAUACUUGAUGAUGGCUAUAGGUGGCGAAAAUAUGGGCAGAAAGUCGUCAAGGGAAAUCCGAAUCCAAGGAGCUACUACAAAUGCACAUCUGUUGGUUGUCCUGUGAGGAAACAUGUAGAGCGAGCAUCACAGGAUUUGAGAGCUGUGAUUACAACUUAUGAAGGAAAACACAACCAUGAUGUUCCAGCCGCCCGCGGCAGCGGCUACAUGAACAAAGCUCCAUCCAUUGCUAACAGUACUGCCAAUGCGCCGAUCCCUAUAAGGCCUUCCGUCAUGGCCAAUCAUUCUAACCAGACAAGUUAUCCAAACUCCCUUCACAGCACAAGAUCAUUACCAGCAUCAGGAAGUCAAGCACCAUUUACCCUCGAAAUGUUACAGGGUCAAGGGAGUUUUGAAUACUCAAGUUUUGGAAAGCAGAAUGGCACCUACAUGAAUCAAACACAAUACUCCGAGGGUGUCUUCCCUAGAGCCAAGGAAGAACCAAAGAAUGACUCAUUUUUUGAUCCCUUCCUUAACUAAAAAUCACUUAACACUUGGAAAAGAUAGGAUCAGAAAAAACAUUUUCAAUUAGAUAUGUCUGUGUUAUUGUAUAUUGUUAUACAUCUGGUGCAAUUUUUUAAUUUGUUUUUGGGGCCAUUUGAAACUCAAGAGACAAGGCCUCCACGAAUCAAUGUUUAAGGUUACUUAGAAGAAAGGUAAAUGUUAAUUUUUUGUAUGCAGUCAUAUUUGACCAUGGACUGAAUAAGACUUUGGAAGUUUCUUUGCUACUGCA